Molecule: messenger RNA, 2202 nt
Organism: Tuber melanosporum (Perigord truffle)
Lineage: Eukaryota; Fungi; Ascomycota; Pezizomycetes; Pezizales; Tuberaceae
Exons: 3
Coding region: 373-2202 (609 amino acids)
Molecular function (GO): protein binding
Source: RefSeq, a predicted model, not a curated record
CAAAUUUCGUAACAUUUAGCUGUCCUUCCUUUAUCAGCAAACUUCGAAUUUUACCCUCUUUUUUUUUUUCGGCUCAGUCUCUCUUUUUGUUACUGUGACGUGACGAAAGGAGCCAAUUGUGUUUCUACCAACGUACAAAUUACUAGACGGAUAUCGCGUGUUUGGGUCACCUCGUCUUUUAUUUUUAUUUUUCCCCAGCGGGCAGAGUAAUAUCACAAGCAAUUGAUUGAUAAUCUCCUUACUACCCUCUAAAACAACAUUUACACAAAUUCAAGCUUUACCUUUUGAAGGCCUAUUGUUUGGUUUCGGUACUGGGUUUACUAUCUGUUGGUCGAGAUGGAACCGCAUAACCAUCACCGUCGUUCCCGCAUUAUGCGCAGAGAUGCUUAUGCGCGCCAUAGGAGAGAGGGGGUUGAGGGGAUUGAGGUCGUUACUGAUGUCGUUUUUGUCACUGCGUCCGUUAGUGGAGGGGGAAAGGUUAUUGGGUUCACCACUUUGGGCGAAGCUGUUGAAAAGACGCUUAGUCCGAGUCCGACUACAGUUGCUCCCCCUAAGGUUACUAGCAAGGCCGCGUCGUCUGAGAGACCGCGAGCGACUACAAGCGAGACGCUUAAAGCUACUGAGGCUAUAAGGACUCAAUCAGCGAUAAGCUCGACCAGUGAAUCAACCGAGGUGGCUAGCCCGACUUCCACUCUUGCGACCAGCACCUCUGCCAUAGCGUCGAAUUCGGAAUCUAUUUUGGCGUUGACCUCGACCUCUGCGUCAGCCUCCGAGACUUCUAUUGCUCCGAUUGCGUCUAUUACUUCUUCUGCUGCUCCUAGCUCAGAGGAGUCUGCGUCGGGAGGAAUGUCGACUGGUGCAACAGUUGGGCUGGCAGUUGCUGGUGUUGGAGUUUUCUUGGUCAUUUGUUUCACUCUCGCAUUCGUCUACCGCAAGAGAUCGCAAAAGAAGACACAGGAGGCAUAUGGAAAACCUGAAGAUGAGAAGACUGGUGGUGCUGCUGCUGUGGGUGCUACUAUUUACAUGAAUGGCAACAACAACCUUUCGCGCGCCGAUACUGUCACUUCUGAGAAGGCACCCAGGGUUCCAUCUCUUAGGCCCGUCACUCAGUUCUUGCCUAAUUUGACUGUUACUCCACCCGCUGCUGACCCUGUUUCCCAACGACAGUCGCAAGCGCAAGUCCAAUCCCGACCACAGCAACGGGCUCCCGUCAUUGCUUCAUCUCCCGUAGGUCUCACGAGAUCUGAAUCGCGUAAAGCUCCUCCUCCUGCCUUGGUCCUCGUUAAGAGCGAAGGGGAAGUUUCAUCUGCUCCGGUUUCUAGUGCUACCACUACCAAUAGUACUGCUCCUCUUCUUGCCAAGACUCAGACUUCUCCCACAGCCUCCUCCUCUUCUUCGUUGGUCGAAUAUACCGAUAGUGGUGACUCUGCUGCCGGAACUCCCGUCGCUGGCGGACCUGCUGGUGUUGCUAACACUUCGCCUGUGCAUCGUGUUCAAAUGGACUUUAAGCCUUCUAUGGAAGAUGAACUUGGACUCCGUGUUGGUCAGCUCGUUCGUCUGUUGUAUGAGUAUGAUGAUGGAUGGGCUCUCUGUAUCCGCCUUGAUCGUUCGCAACAAGGUGUCUGUCCACGCACUUGUCUAUCCCAGAGACCUGUGAAGCCACGUCACCCAGGGUCUCCUCGUCCAGGCUAUCCUAACGGCCGUGCUCAGAGCCCGAUAGGAAGUCAGGGUUCUCCUCGUCCUUACUCUCCUUCCGGUGUCCCUCGCGCUCAAUCUCCGGGCUCUAAUAGAAGUCAGCUCUCUCAGUCUCCAGUCCAAAUGCGUCCCCAAUCGCCUGCCCAGGCUCAUCCAAAAUCACCAGCGGGUUAUGUCAAGCAAGUUUACCGCCCGGCUACUGCGACCCAGCAGGCUCAGCUUAGGAUUAUUCCAGCAAGCCCGGUUCAACGCCCUCAGUCUCCUAUCACUCAGUCUCCUGUUGCCCUUAGAGCUGGGCCUUCUCAGAUUACUGUGACUACCACGACUCCCGCUGUUAUUUCUGAGGCUGCACCGUCCACACCGGUUUCCCCUGCGCAAAAGCCUCAGAGUCUCCCUGGAUCCCCACCCCGUCCCGCCGUGGCCCCAGUCCGCCCCUCUCCCUUGUCGAACGAGCAGACUAGCGGUCACGAGCCGGAGCACGCGCAGCCAGUCUUCCACGCCAUGUGA